UUCAAUAUUGCAUAAACAUGGGUGCAUUUUUGGAUAAACCAAAAACUGAAAAACAUAAUGCUCAUGGUGCAGGGAAUGGCUUGCGUUACGGCCUCAGCAGUAUGCAGGGAUGGAGAGUGGAAAUGGAAGAUGCUCACACAGCUGUUGUAGGUAUUCCCCAUGGCCUAGAGGACUGGUCCUUUUUUGCUGUCUAUGAUGGUCACGCAGGAUCUCGUGUUGCAAAUUAUUGCUCCACACACUUAUUAGAACACAUCACUAACAACGAAGACUUUAGGGCAACAGAAAAACCUGGAUCUGCUCUUGAACCUUCAGUGGAAAAUGUCAAGAGUGGAAUCAGAACUGGCUUUUUGAAAAUUGAUGAGUAUAUGCGCAAUUUCUCAGACCUCAGAAACGGGAUGGACAGAAGUGGCUCGACAGCAGUGGGAGUUAUGAUUUCACCUGAGCAUGUAUACUUUAUCAACUGUGGUGAUUCACGUGCUGUUCUCUAUAGGAAUGGACAGGUGUGUUUUUCAACACAGGAUCACAAACCUUGCAACCCAAGGGAGAAAGAGCGAAUCCAGAAUGCAGGAGGCAGUGUAAUGAUUCAGCGUGUCAAUGGUUCGUUGGCAGUUUCUCGAGCUCUGGGGGACUAUGACUACAAAUGUGUUGACGGUAAAGGCCCUACAGAACAACUUGUUUCUCCAGAGCCUGAGGUUUGUGAAAUUUUAAGGGCAGAAGAAGAUGAGUUUAUCAUCUUGGCCUGUGAUGGAAUCUGGGAUGUAAUGAGCAAUGAAGAGCUCUGUGAAUUUGUUAAGUCUAGACUUGAAGUAUCAGAUGACCUGGAAAAAGUGUGCAAUUGGGUAGUGGACACUUGUUUACAUAAGGGGAGUCGUGAUAACAUGAGUAUUGUACUAGUUUGUUUUGCAAAUGCUCCUAAGGUCUCAGAUGAGGCAGUGAAAAAAGACGCUGAGUUGGAUAAGUACUUGGAAUCACGGGUUGAAGAAAUUAUGGAAAAAUCGGGUGAAGAAGGAAUGCCUGAUCUUGCUCAUGUUAUUCGUAUUUUAACGGCAGAGAAUAUCCCUAAUUUACCACCAGGAGGUGGUUUAGCUGGCAAGCGUAAUAUUAUUGAAGCUGUGUAUAGUAGGCUGAAUCCACACAGAGAGAAUGAGGGGGGUGCUGGUGAUCUAGAAGAUCCGUGGUAGCCUUACAAAUCUACUAAAAUGCUUUUGAUUCUGAAAGGGGGAAAAAACUCUUAAAUCUGUUUUCUUCAAUACAAGGGAAAAAUUCUGGUGGAUUUCCAACAUUCUGUGAAAUGGGCAGAAAGAUAUUAGAAUUUUCCAUCAUUUGUUCAUUUUUGUGUUUUCUGAUAUUGCCACUCUUAGCAUUGCCUGUACUACAGUAUUUUCACCAGCCUCAGGCAAAACUGGUUACAUCUGUAAUGAACUGUGGCCCUAAGAAGGAAGGAAGGAGAGAUGCUCUCAGCAGAUGGGUGUAUGUACCUGAGGUGUGUGGGAUUGUAGGUGUCCUCUGAAGAUACACUGUGGCUAAGUGAAAUGUGCAACACAUAAGCGUGAGAGAGUACAAGUACUUGUUUGAGACGUUACUUAUUUCACUUUACCGAGUUGGAAGGCUUUGCACCUCUGUGGCUUGGAAGUAAUUUCAAUUGGGCAAUAUGCUAUCAGAUGUUUUGGUUUUUUUUUUUAAUUUUCCGGUUUUACCUGUAUUACCAGACCGUUAGGUUUCCCUGCGGUGUCCAAAUUGUGAUAUGUUGCCUACUGCUUGCUUGAAGAUAAGUGUAUUUGGCAAUAAUAUAUAAAGAUUCUAGGCAUCUAAAAACAGUAAGAAUUUUACGCAUGUGUACAACACACCCUUAAACUCUUGCUAGAGAAAAUCUUUUAAAACCAAACUGAUGAAUUUGUAGUUAGUAGUGACUUGCUUUGACAUCUCUCACAGCUGCAGGUUUUUAAAAAAUGCUGAAAAUUUGCCUUUAUUAUAAUGUAAAUUGUGAUUAUUUUUUGUUCUAUAUGUGGUUUUCUAUAGUUUUUUGAUUUUUUUUUUUCAGCUUAAGAUACAGACAGAAGUCUUGUGUAAUAUGGGUAUAAUUUUUAAUUGUUUGCAUUAUUUUCAAAGUUCAAAUUAUCACUUUGAGAUUACUAUAAAUACACUUAAAAUUAUCUAUUUUAAAUUAAGAAAAUAUUAGAGAUAUUUUCAUGGGUUCAAUGACCUUUCAUUUUAUAAGCAAUGGGCAUGGUACAGAGUGGCUGUCAUGUAAGGUACUUGAAGAUUCUUAGUUUAAUUCUAUUUUUGCAAUAACCUUGACUUUUUUUUCUGACUUCUUUGAGUUGUGCAUGUAAUGAGUCCAGUAAAUGCUGAAAAUGGGAAGAGUAUUUAUCUAAAAUAAAAGCUAUUGGGGAGGGGAAACAAUGAAUGUAUCCAUCUGUACAUGAUUUACAUGCUGUGGAUGCCUUGUAAACAUUUUCCUAUUUGUUUAAACUGUGUUUCAGCGAGGAUGUAAUUGCCCUUGUGUGUAGUUUUAAGCUAAUGACAGUCAUCAACUGGUUUUGUGUGAAAUGGAAUUCAUGGUAUUUUUCUGUAACUUUA
Messenger RNA from Eurypyga helias (sunbittern), 2580 nucleotides. RefSeq names its product protein phosphatase, Mg2+/Mn2+ dependent, 1B (gene PPM1B). Gene Ontology annotation, cellular component: nucleus; cytosol. NCBI's taxonomy places the organism in Eukaryota, Metazoa, Chordata, Aves, Eurypygiformes, Eurypygidae. The record is from RefSeq and is a predicted model, not a curated record. Gene Ontology annotation, biological process: negative regulation of canonical NF-kappaB signal transduction; positive regulation of canonical Wnt signaling pathway; positive regulation of canonical NF-kappaB signal transduction. Gene Ontology annotation, molecular function: magnesium ion binding; manganese ion binding; protein serine/threonine phosphatase activity. Bases 18 to 1181 code for a protein of 387 amino acids. The transcript has 5 exons.